AUGCCCAACCUACCCUUCCUCGGAAACCUCUUCGGCUCGAGCUCGUCGCAAACCAUGUCCGACAACACGAACUUCCCCGUCCAGAAGACCGAGGGCGAAUGGCAGGCCAUCCUGAGCCCUGAGCAAUUCCGCAUCCUCCGCAACAAAGGCACCGAAGCCCCCGGCUCAGGAACCUACAACAAGCACUACCCAUCUACCGGCGUCUAUACGUGCGUCGGAUGCGCCGCGCCCUUGUACAAAGCGAACCACAAGUUCGAUUCCGGGUGCGGGUGGCCUGCGUUCUGGGACGCGGUCCCCGGUGCCGUGGGCCAGAAGACGGAUUCAAGUUUGGGAAUGUCGCGCACGGAGAUCGUGUGUAAUAACUGCGGGGGACAUCUGGGGCAUAUUUUCAAGGGGGAGCGGUUUGGGAAUCCGAAGGAUGAGAGGCAUUGUGUUAAUAGUGUCAGUAUUAAUUUCAGUGCUGGGGAGAAGAAGGAAGGGGAGUGA
This is a messenger RNA of Aaosphaeria arxii CBS 175.79, 486 nucleotides long. RefSeq names its product peptide methionine sulfoxide reductase msrA/msrB. Gene Ontology annotation, molecular function: peptide-methionine (R)-S-oxide reductase activity. The transcript is spliced from 2 exons. Bases 1 to 486 code for a protein of 161 amino acids. Lineage: Eukaryota; Fungi; Ascomycota; Dothideomycetes; Pleosporales. The record is from RefSeq and is a predicted model, not a curated record. Gene Ontology annotation, biological process: response to oxidative stress; protein repair.